This is a messenger RNA of Mesocricetus auratus (golden hamster), 8155 nucleotides long. RefSeq names its product cilia and flagella associated protein 46 (gene Cfap46). NCBI's taxonomy places the organism in Eukaryota, Metazoa, Chordata, Mammalia, Rodentia, Cricetidae. Gene Ontology annotation, biological process: cilium movement involved in cell motility; axoneme assembly. Gene Ontology annotation, molecular function: protein binding. Bases 86 to 7894 code for a protein of 2602 amino acids. The transcript has 59 exons. The record is from RefSeq and is a predicted model, not a curated record.
CAGCGUCCUCGGUCUGAGUCCGUCUCUAGGCAACAGCAACCGGUACAGCAGCGAAGCAGCUGUCUGGCUGUGGGCCUUAGGUGCCAUGGACCUGGUCAUCACACAGGAACUGGCCCGUGCCCAGAACCAACAAGACGCUGCUGCCCUGCGACGAGCUUAUGAGCUGAUCAAGUCGGCAAACCUGGGAAAGUCGGAGUUCGACCCCUCAGAGAGCUUUAGCCCGGACCUCUUCGUGCUGUGUGCAGAGGAGGCACUCAAGAUGGGGGAACCUGAGAUGAGUGAGGACUGCAUCCAGAUGUACUUCAAAGUGAAGGCGCCAGUCACUCAGUUUCUGGGGCGAGCGCACCUGUGCAGGGCUCAGCUUUGUGCCCCACAGUCAGAGGCAAACCUGGAGGAAUUUGAAAAUUGCGUGACUCAAUACAUGAAGGCUAUAAACUUCGCAAAAGGAGAACCGAGGUAUUACUUCUUGGUGUUCAAUGCUUCUGUUCUCUACUGGCACAUGGUGCGGCCAUUUCUCAAGCCUGGAUACCACCAGUAUGUGAUCCCUAGUCUCUCUCAAAUCAUCAGCGUGUUAAACCAGACAGAAGAAGAGGACAAGGAGUGGCAGGCAGAGCUGAUGACGGAACUUCUUGAAUGCUACCUGCAAGCAGGAAAAAAUGAGGAGGCUGCCAAGUUCUGCUUGACGGCUGCACCCUUCAUCAAAACCCAUGUGCCGCACAAGUACCGGUAUAUGUUCUCAAUCAUGGUUCGCUACGAGCUGAUGGACAAUCAUCAGUUAAUAGAAGAGAAGAAGCAUUCCACCAGUCUCUCCAUCACAUACCACAUCAAUUCACUAAAAGCGAAAUUGGAUAAACAUAAUUUGCCAGAAGACAUCGACGGAAUUCUGAGAAAAACCUAUAAACAUUUAAGUCAUUAUAAUCACCACCGCUUCCCUUCUAUCAAAGAAGAAAAAAUGCUUCUGCUUUUUGAAUUGGGCCGCCUGUCUGUGACCUUGAAAAAUGUGUCAGUGGCCAGCGACUGCCUCUCAGAUCUGAAGAAACUUGAAACCAAAGAUCUUGCCAAGCAGCUAGAAAUCGAAGGCCUGGAGUGUGAAUUAGAAGCUUUGAGACUGGAGAGUAGACUUAAAAUGUACCUUCGAGGAGCCGUUGAGGAGCAGCUGGACAUCAUAAAGAGACUGGACGUCAUACUGCAGCGGGCCAUCCGUUUGGGUGACCCCACAACCAUCCAUGUGCUAUGUACCACACAGUGGAACGCCUGCCUCCCCCUGCUGCAGCGCAACCUGAGGCACUACCUCCGGAAGCCACUGACCACCAUCGCUGAGAUUCUGGAAAAAGUUGAUAGCCUCAUGACCGUGAUGCGCUGCCAAGUCCACAUGGAGAUGGCUUAUAUUGAGCAGGAUGAGGACCGGCUGGAGCCCGCCAUUGAGCACUUGCAGAAGGCCAUGCACCUGGACAGCCAAGGCCUCUACCAGGACAAGAUGAGCACAGCUUACAGCCGGCUGCAGCUGUGUACCAUGCUGUACCAGUCCCCCGACCGCCCUGAGGACAAGGCCACCAUGGCCAUUGAGCAGGCAAAGAAAGCCACCUUGAAAGACAGUGCCCGGAAGAGGCGUGCACUCCUGGUGAAUGCAGGCCUGGCCCUCGCCCCUGACACCUUCCAGAUCGUGCUGGACAGCGAGAAUGAGGCCAAAGUUUCCACCGGGAAAACCAGGGGUCGCUUCACCUACCUCUGUGCAAAAGCUCGACAUUACAUCCUCAGCGUGGACAAAGCUGCUGGGCACCUGCGGCGUCUGGGAUAUGAGAAUGACAGAGAGAGAAUUGUGAUUUGGGCCGAGCUAGCCAAGGUUGCCUGGAAGCAAGAUGUGUGUGAUGUCUGUCGCACAGCAGCCCGCUUCUGCCUUCUGUAUGACAAUGCCAAGGCAAGGAAGACUGCAAAGCUAAAACGAGGGAAGAAAAAGAAAGGUAUAGAGAGCUUGGCGCAUGAAUGGGGGCCAACUGAGGUGAUCCUGCAGAGGCAUAUGUCCCCUGACCUGUUGAGGAAGAUCGCGGAGGUGGCAUUCCUCAGUGCUGAGGCCACUGUCCACUUGCUGCGCUUGGAAGGUGUGGACCUGAAUGACCAGGCCAUCCCCCCUGAGGACUUGAGCCAACACCCAGCUGGAUAUGUGCCUGAGCCACCAGAUAGCAAUCCAGAGUGGAUCACAUACAGAACCUGGAUAGAAAGCCUGUCACAGUAUGCAAUGAGCAACUGGUUGCGUGCUGCAGAGAUUGGGCAGGAGUUAGGGGAGCCCUGGAUCGUGCAAAAUGCUGUGGUCUAUGUUCUGAACCACAACCGCCACCUCAUCUUGGCUGGGAGGCAGAAAGAGCUGGUGGAUUCCCUGUGUCACCUCCUGAACACCCUCAAGGUCACUGGCUACAAAGGGGACUCUGUCAUGCUGGUCAUGCUCUGUGAUGCCCUUGCUCGGGGCCUGAUCAUCAGCUCUAUUCCCACCCAGACACCUGAAAAGUUGAAAAAGAAUGUGCGCCCCAACUUGGUUCAUGUUCCAGUGGAGUCCUUUGCCUCACCUGAGAUUAGAGCAGCCUUGGAGGUCUGUGAGUUCGCACUGAACCUUACCAACGGGAACGUGCCAGAUGACAUUGUCCCCACCAGUGUGCGACAACAUCUCAUCGCCACCUGGGUGAAGACCAAGCAGCUACUGCAGCAGCAGAUUGGGCAGCGACUGGGCACUGAUGAACAGAGUACCAAUGAGAACAUCAGCUCUAUAACCAGAGUCCUUGUUGCCAUUGAGAUGUACUCAUGCAAUGGAUUGGGCCUCAUGGACUUCACUGUUCCUUCUCUAGCCCAGGUGGUGAGAAUGGCCUCUGAGUGCAGCUGGUCAGAACCCCUGGUGGAGCUGCAGAUCCUGACACGCCUCGCCCACUUCGCCUACGUGGCCCACGACCAUGAGAUCACCAUGGCAUGCUCUCAGAAUGCCACGCAGAUGGGCCUCAAGCACCUGAGGUCAUUUGACACGACCGAUGCCAAGCUGGCGGCGGAAAUGCUGUGUACUGCGUCCUGCAUCCAGGGCAGGAGCAUCAUGGAAAACUUGAAGGGUAGGAAGCAGCUACGGCUAGCAGCAGCCAAGGUCUUUGUAGAGAGUGCCAGGUUUGGGGGCCUGGCAGGCAGCAGUUCCCUGGUGAUGAUGGCCGCCCGGCACUACUGGAACACAUGGCUCCCACUUCUGUCCUCACCGGCCAACAGGAAGAAGGCCAAGGGAUCCCUCCAGCGAAUCAUCAGCAUCAUCAACAAGACAGAGUCCAAGAAACAGGAACAAGAUGGAGGAACACAGCAGUCCCCUCCAAAUGUGCCGUUCGUUUCACUUAAGGAGACAGAAAAAACCCUGCUUCUGCACCAGUGGCCAACAGCUGACUUCCAGGGUGGAGGGACAGCACCUGAAGGCCAAUUCCUUCCAGGGUCUGAGGAUGACCUCACACUCCGUGCUGCGCUCUAUAGCCUGCUCUUCCACAGCCACGCUGACCAGAAUGACUGGGAGAUGGGCCUGAAGGUGCUGGAUGAGGCUGUUCAAGUGCUGCCAAGGACAGCCCACCGCCUCUUGAUUUUCAAACACAUGGUCAUUGUGAAGGCCAAACUUGGCCAGAACUUUACUAUGGAAAUUCAGAAGUUCAAGGAUGAGAGCGAAGACUAUUUGGCACACAUGUGGUACCGUCUGGCCCAGAACUCGAGGAACAUCUGUGGAGAGUUCACCUGUUAUCAGAAUGCUAUCCAGGCACUGCAGAAGCCAGAGAGCAACUGGCAGAAGGUGGAUUACAUCGUGGAGUUCAGUCAGUGGAUGUAUUACAAGCAGUUCCCUUUGCAAGAUGUGAUCUCUCACCUCGACUGGGCAAUGGAGAUUCUGCUAUCCAUGAAGCCCACGGAAGACUCCCCGGAGCCAGAGCCCAAGAAGGAAGGGCAGGCCUCCUCUCCCCAGUCUCUCACAGGGAGUGCAGUGUCCUUGAAUCUGGAGGCAAUCUCCUUGGACCAGUUUCGAAGUGUGAGGCAGUUGGAGGCCCUGGCCCGUGUGCACAUCCUUCGGGCCUUGAUGGUGUCCCCAACCUCCCCUCUCUAUGAAGAUGACUGCUUCAUGGCCUACAGCUUCCUCAGGCACAUCUGGCAGAUUUCCUUGAUAGCAGGAGGAAAACUAAUUCCAGAAAAAACUUUACAAGUAGUUAGUUCCCAAUUGUUACUGCCAAAAAAGGAGAAGGAAAGGGGGAAAGAGAAGGAGAAGGAGAAGGAGAAGAUGAAAGACAUCAAACAGAUUUCAACCCCAGUUCCCAACAAGCCACCUGAUGACAUUCCCACCAGCAUAGAAGAGUGGGCCUCCUACUCUUGCUCUGAGGAUCUGUUGUCUGUGUUCAAGCAAGACAGGAGUGACUCUACUAUUAAUGCAUCAAGUUUCCAGAAGCCGACAUACAGCUUGUACUACAUAGACCAUUUGGCCAAAGCCCUGCAAAAGAUGCACCUUCAUGAGCUCAGCAUCCCUAUCCUGCAGCUGGCUGUGCUCAUUGCAGAUGCCGUGGUGGAGAGCAAGAGCCUUGCAGACCUCUACCACCUGCGACUUGCGCAGGUGUGUUCCGACCUGAGGUUGCACAAUGCGACGACUCACCACGAAGAGGUGGUUGGACAGACAUACAUCGGGGACAUGGAGCAAGCCAGCUGCAGAAAAGAGAUUGCAUUUAAAAAGGAGAAGAACAAGGAACCUGUGAUGGAAGAGAGUCUGCCAGUCCUGCAUGAGCAGCUGGCUCCAACCCGCCCUGUAGAGGUGAAGCCACUGAUAGCUGAAGACCAGAUUUUGAAGCUAAACAGAGAGACUGGCAAAGGCCUGGAUGGGAUGUCCUACCCCCAGCUGUGGAUGCUCAAAGGGGAGGUCCUACUGGAGUUGGAGCUGCACCAACCAGCACGGCUACUCCUGUCAGAGGCCCAACAGACCUUCCAGGAGCUAGGUGAUACCUGUUCAGAAGCACAGAGCAUGUUGCUUCUAGCACAGCUGGCCAACAAGGAAAAGAACCAUGGACAAGCUAUGCUCCUGAUUGAGAGGGCCCAGCAGCUAGGUGGAGCUGAAGAGUUCUGGUACAACUCAACCCUGACUCUGGCUGAGGCCAUCUUAUCCUCUGAAGAAGAUGACAAAGAAAUCACAGUUUGCAGACUCUUUCAGAAACUCAUAGAUACUUUCAAGGUCCUCCAGAAAGAAAGGCCAAACCGAGUAUCCCUGCUGGAAUUCCUCAUCAUGGACCUGGAGGUCAGGUGUGUGACACUUCAAGUCCAACUUUCAUUCAACUUGGUUGACAGAGAACUUCUUGAGUGCCCAUUUUUGCUGGAGGAUCUAGAACAGCACCUGUUGGAAGUGGAAAAAAACUUGAUACUCAAUGGCUACAAGAAGAAAUGUGUGGACUUAAAACUAGAGCAUGCGCAGAUAAAGAAGUUAUGUGCUCAAAAGGAGGAAGAUGAGGAACAAAAAACUGCCUAUUGCCUAGAAGUGUAUGACUUGUCCCAGAGAGCUAUCGCUGAGGAAGAAGAGUUAUUUCACAGAAUCCAGGGGAUACUGUCCCUUCACGAUGUGCAGAACAUCAACUCCCCACUGAUGAGGAGGCUGGCCCGCCUCAAACUCCGCCUGGUAGAGACAUGCGUGGACAUGCAGCAGUUAGUCUGCAAGGAGGCCUUGGAGUUGCAGCUGGAGCAGGGCUCUUUUGAGAAGCUACUUGCAGACUUCCUUCAGAACACCAGCGACUACUCAUCCAUUGGCCUGCAAUGGUUCAUGCUGAAGCGGACCUUGCCGCACACAGUGCUGGCACAGCUGGAGAGUCUGCAACCGCUGUGUGUCGGCUGCGUGGACAUCCGUGCCCAGCUUCUGGUCCUGGCUGGCAAGGCCCUCCAUCUGCUUUCCGUGCAGACAGACCCUGUGUAUGCUUCCUUCUGCUGGGAUGAAGACCUCUUGGUAGGUGCUAAACAGAACAGCCUGAGAUCGAUGGAGGUGGAGACGGACACAAGCGACAAGAAUGCAGAGACCUCCUCCAGGGACUCCACAAGCUUGAAGGAAGCCCCCAGGGAGCAAAACCGGAAGGCUGAGGGUCUGAAGAAGAGGGUGGUGCUGGCCCAGAGGUUCCUGGCUCAGACGUCAGAGGUACUGCUGCAGUGUUUGCAGGCUGCCCUGAGCAGCAGCCUUCUGGACAUCGCAGCCAUGGCCAGCUUAGAGAUGGUGGAGUGCAUUGGCAUCCUGGACCCCAUAACCACCUGUCAGUUCCUGUCACUGUCUCAGAGCUGUUCCACCUCACAGAUGAUGCGGGAUGUUCUGCUCACUGCCACGAACAACACCAGCAGCUCCCAGCUGGCGGCCCUGCUGCACCUCCACCAGCGGCUGAGGCAGCAGGACAGGACCUCCACCAGCCUGUUUGCCAGUGUGGAGCAGAGGCUGGCAGCCACUUCCAGGGCAUGGCAGGGCCUCUGUGUCACAGAUCAGCAUUUCACCUUCCUGAAUGAGAUUCCACCCAUGUUCCGGAUCCUCUUUCUGCAGCACUCACAAGACAGGUCCUAUCUGUAUGGUGCUGCCUUUGAGAGACCAAAGUCCAUGCCUGCACCCAAGGGGAAAACGGUACCAGUGGGCGGUUACUGCAAGGUAAUGCGGGUGACUAUGAGUCCAACUGCCUUCUCAGACUUGUUGACCAGGGUCCAGUGGUUCCAGAAGCAGACACAGACCCAGUUGGAACAGAAAUCGGACACCUUGCAUGAUACGGAGCGAGACCUGUGUAUGCAGAGGCUCAACAGCAUCCUGGAGCACAUGGAGGAAUAUAUGAAGCCCAUCGAACCCCUGCUCAUCUUCCCAGAUGUCAGAACACAGAUGUCAACAGCCAAUACUGAUGGAGGGAAACACAAAGUCAAGGAAAGGAAACUGUCUGUCCCUUCAGGGCAGCCUGACCCCGAGUACAUGAUCCUGAUCGUAGACAAGCUCCUACUAGAGUUGCCCCUUGAGGGACUCUCUAGGCUCAAUGAGGUCACCUCCCUGUCAAGAGAAUUUUCUCUCCAGAUGCUGUGGAAUCGUCUCCAUAAGGAGGAGCUAGAAGGUAGUAUGAAGAAAGAGAUCAAAGGCAAGGAAUUCAAGAAGAAAAGUCCAGGAAAGAAAGGUUGGAAGAGCGCCAUGAUCCGGGUCACCCCACCCGAAUGCAUCCUAAUCGACUCCGACACUAUCAAGUUUGUUGUGGACCCUUAUGAGGAGGCCGAGGUCAAAGAGGUACUGAGUCCCGUCUCCAUAACCCAGGAAAUCUUGGAGAAGUUCCGAGACACGUACACUGCACGUUGGACGGGGCAUCUGGGAAGCUACCACAUUCUAAGCCAGACUGACUGGGAGCAGGUACUGGACAGCUGCAGAGGCUUUUUCUUUUACGGAAUGGAGGGCUUCCUGUCCCACCUGAUAGUGGAAAGACUGGUAGCCAUGGAUCUACAAGAAUGCCAGAUGAUGGUCCUGCUGGACUUGACAAGGUCCUCCGAGAGCCGGAAGCGGAAGGUAGAGUCGUCAGAGAACAAGAGUGAAUCACAGCAGUCCUUGGAGAAGCCUAUCGAGACUGCCAUCCUUCUGAGCCUGGUGGGAGUUGAGAGCAUCGUGGCUAACCAGUGGCCCACGCUUCUACAGGACAAUGCACUGAGGGCCACCAUUCUGUGGGAUAACCUGUUAGCAAUUGGCAAGCCACUUGGGAAAACAGUUCGUCUCAUUCAGAAGAUAGGCAAUGAAACAAGUCUUAACCAAGAUGACGUUCCCCAGACCUCCAAGGAAGAGAUAUUCUCUGAGUUGCAGCCUCAGCAGGUUGAGUCACAUCCUACCGCCCUCGGCUUGGUUCUGUACGGACUGCCUCACCAAGCCAUCGUGUGAACUAAACCCUGGAGUCUGGGGCCGCUACCCCUAGCUCUACCCCUCUGAGGCUCCUCCCCAUUCGGGGCCCUUUUCCCACCUUCUGGGGCUCAUCCUAGCCUUGACACACACGGGCUGAUGUCUGUCCUUCUGUCCACGAUACCUAGUCCUGAGAAGACAGCUGUUGCUGGGUAUAGCACCUAAGCUCUUGCUCGUUCUUGUUAGCCUGCAAGCUUGUUUUUGGUUUCAGUGCUUUAGUAAACAACUAAAGUUUACACACAA